CGUAAGAGAAGCUGCUGAAAAGAAGGCAGCAGAGAGAGAGGAAGUAAUAAAACAAGCGAAAAGGUUUAUUCUUUACAGGAAACCAAUGUGUAGACGAAUUAAUCAAGGUCUUCUCGUUUCUGAGUGUUAUAGAGAAUUGGAUGCUCAACUGAAAUUUCGGGAAACUCUUAAAAACGCAGAUAAAGAGGAAGAAAUAGCGUACGUGAAUUCAAUGAAAGAGGAUUUAGCAAAAUACGAAGAGGAAGUGAAACAUAAAACAGAAAAGCAGUUGGAGAAAAGAAAGCAUUAUGCCUUCGAAUUAAAGAAACAAAUCGAAGAAACUAAGAACGCCGAAGCAGCGAAGGAGAGAGAGAUAUUCGAAGCUGGUAAACAGGAUCAAAUAAAUAUGGAGAAAUACUUGCAAGAUAUUAAAGAAUUUGAAGCGCAACAAGUCAGUCUUUAAUAAUUAAUAUGUAAUAAUCCUUAUAAGUUUAUGUUUAAUAAUCAAUAGCUAAAAAAGAAGACUUGUACUUAUGUAUAUUUAUAAUUCAAUACGAUAUUUCUUUGGUAAUUAUUUUUCGUAAUGUAUAUGCGAUAUAAAUGUGUUCGUAGUUGCAAAACAAGAAACAAAAAUUAAAGCAAUUUUUUAAAGACGCGAUAGAAGAAAAGAAACAAUUCGAUCUGG
This is a messenger RNA of Bombus terrestris (buff-tailed bumblebee), 664 nucleotides long. RefSeq lists its product as uncharacterized. NCBI's taxonomy places the organism in Eukaryota, Metazoa, Arthropoda, Insecta, Hymenoptera, Apidae. Bases 86 to 442 code for a protein of 118 amino acids. The record is from RefSeq and is a predicted model, not a curated record. The transcript has 3 exons.